Molecule: messenger RNA, 924 nt
Organism: Ziziphus jujuba (common jujube)
Lineage: Eukaryota; Viridiplantae; Streptophyta; Magnoliopsida; Rosales; Rhamnaceae
Exons: 1
Coding region: 19-753 (244 amino acids)
Source: RefSeq, a predicted model, not a curated record
UUAAUCUUGAAGCUUACCAUGGCAUCCAAAUCGCUUUUUUGCAUUCUUGUUUUGGUGGUUCUUCUCUCAAUCCAAGCUGAAGGAAACAACAACAACUUCAACUUGGCUAUGGCAUCGAAAUCUCUCUCUGACAAAGGCUAUCAUGCAAUGUCCAUGAUCUUUGAUGUCUUCUUCAAGACCCACGAUGUUUCUGAAUGGUUAUCCGGCAAUUCCACGUUCACUGUGUUUUGUCCUCCCGACGGUGCGUUCUUCGCCUCCAAGUAUCCACAGCCGCCAUUGACUCUGCUUCAGUAUCAAGUUGUGCCUCUGAAGCUUGAGAGUGGGGAUCUGGGUUCUCUUCCUCAUGGUUCCAAGAUUGAUACUCUGCUUCUUGGCCAUCCCCUGGUUGUGACUACUCUACAAAGCCAAGAAUAUCCAUCCCUCAAUGGAGUCAAAGUUACCGAAUGGAAUCUUUAUAAUGAUGGAGGUUUGAUUAUUCAUGGCGUUGAUAACUUCUUUGAUCCUGCUUUCCAGACCCUGAUAUAUCCAUGGUUCGAUUUGAAGAACAAUAUCCACACAGAAGUAGUCAGUGGAUUUUCUUGGGUGAUAGGCAAAUUGAAAGAUACUUGGUUUUUGCUCUUAGCAAUGGCGGUGUUUGGUCUGGGUCUCUACUUUGUUUGCUGCUGCAAACAUAAAGAAGAUGGAUAUGAGUGUAUACAGCAGAAGGAGGAGGUAGUUGAUCAUGUUCUUGAUGUUAAAGUUGUUUAUGCUUAGUAAUUAGUUCAAUUAAAGGUGUAAUUGGGGUUGCUGGGUUUAAUUUUCUUUAAUUGAUUUGUUUAAUUCAAGAACGAAGUGUAAUUUGUUGAUUGUAAGCUGCUUUGCUUCUGUUGUACUGUCACAGAGCUUUCAAUAAGAAUUGGUCAGAGAGAGAUUUGAAGAGUGGAU